Triticum aestivum (bread wheat) is the source of this 1532-nucleotide messenger RNA. Its product is annotated as BTB/POZ and MATH domain-containing protein 2-like. Bases 177 to 1280 code for a protein of 367 amino acids. The record is from RefSeq and is a predicted model, not a curated record. Gene Ontology annotation, molecular function: protein binding. Gene Ontology annotation, biological process: protein ubiquitination. NCBI's taxonomy places the organism in Eukaryota, Viridiplantae, Streptophyta, Magnoliopsida, Poales, Poaceae. The transcript has a single exon.
CGGUAUCGCAGAAGAGUCCAGCUGCUUCACCGAUAGACUGGUCUUUCCCUGGCUUCACCGAUACACCAACCAAAACCCUCGCCGCCAUCCCCUCCCCUCUCCUCCCCGCGCCGCCGCCGCCGCCGCCCCCGGCCCCUCCCGGCCAGUGACCGUCCUAACCGACCACUCUGUACACCAUGCCGACCUCCUCGCAUGUCGGCGGCGACGGCCUCCCCCCCGGAUCCGCAUCCUCCAUCAUAUCCAGGGUCGUGAGCGGCUACCACUUGCUGAAGAUCGUCGGCUACUCGGGCACCAAGGAGGUCCCCAAUGGCAAGUGGAUCGACUCUUGCCCGUUCCAGGUGGGAGGCCGCACAUGGCAUGUGGAGUACUAUCCCAAUGGGCAAGGGUCCGAGUACAUUGAUUACAUAGGCCUCUUUCUUGCCUGGGAUGAUACCGUCGACAAGGCCGAGACCCUGAAUGCAAAAUUCAAGUUCAGCUUACUCGAUCAACAUGGGAAGCCAGUGCCGUCUUAUACCAAGACCUCCAAGACCAUAGACUUUUCCGUGGAUAAAUGUGUGGGAUGUCCUAGAUUUAUGAAAAGGGUUGAAUUGGAGGAAUCAGAGCAUCUCAAGGACGAUUCCUUCACCAUCAAGCUCGAUGUCACUAUCAUGAGCGAGUGCCACACGCAGCAGACACCGUCCGUCCUGGUGCCACCGUCUGACAUGCACCUGCACUUUGGCGAUCUCCUAUCGAGCAAGGCCGGUGUGGAUGUCGAAUUCGUUGUCGGUGGGGAGACAUUCUCGGCGCACCGGUUGGUUCUCGCGGCACGGUCUCCGGUCUUCAGAGCAGAGCUCUUUGGACUGAUGAAGGAGGGAGCCACUACUGGGGCCAUACGCAUACAUGACAUUAAGGCAGAAGUGUUCAACGCUCUGCUUACUUUUAUCUACACGGAUGCACUGCCCGCUAUGGAUCAACAGGAGGAAUCUGCCAUGGCUCAGCAUUUGCUUGUUGCAGCAGACAGGUAUGCUUUGGAGAGGCUGAAGCUGAUUUGUGAAGAUAAGUUGUGCAAUUGUAUCGAUACGAGCUCCGUGGCGACUAUCUUGGCAUUGGCGGAGCAGCACCACUGCCAUGAGCUUAAGGUGGCAUGCUUGGUGUUCCUCAGCUCGCCGAACAAUCUGGAUGCAGCCAUCGAGUCUGAAGGUUUCGAGUUUUUAACCAAGAGCUGCCCCGGUGUUAUUAAGGAUCUCCUCAAGUCCAAGGUUGCUCCUAGUCUACUUGGGAAAAGAAAGUCUAGGGCAUGAACAUGAGGUUUCAGUCAUGCAUGUCAUUUGCAACCAUCCGCCCAGAAACUUACUAACUACCCUGCAUGCUAUCUAAUACUAGUACAGUGGUGCUAGUAGUUUUAUGUGUAGUCCUGUUCUCACAAGGAUGCGAUGUACGUUGGUCCUAUCUUGUUUGGGCAUUGCAUCCUUUAUGGAGAAUUAUGAAUGAUUUGACUAGCUAUGUGGAAAGCAAGAACCAUAUGUGCUAAUUAGUGAACAGUUAGUUCAGAA